Vicia faba (fava bean) is the source of this 534-nucleotide messenger RNA. The record is from the annotation of a GenBank genome assembly. Lineage: Eukaryota; Viridiplantae; Streptophyta; Magnoliopsida; Fabales; Fabaceae.
AUGGCGGGAACCGCCCAUUUACUCAUCCUCACGCCGCCCUCCGCCGCCACUCCCUCAUUCCCUCGUCCAAGCCCUCCAUCUCUCGCUUCCCGCCGUCAUCUUCACUCAGCCGUUAAACCCCUCACUCUACGCCCUGGUGUUUGUAUCCCAUCUCCUUUCCGAGCAUGUGCUCAAUCCCAUCAGAUGGAUGGUAGUGAUAGUCGAAGCAAAGAGACUACAACACUGAGUUGGGUGGAACCUAUUUUGAGAUUUGCUAGGGGCAAUGUUUUACCCUUAGCUCUCAUUUCUGCGGUCACGUUAGGAUUAACAUAUCCUAGUCUUGGUUGCGCUCUUGACAAGUAUCAUGUGUCCAAAAUUGGGCCGUUUGGAAUUUUUGUUAUCUCAGGGUUGAUGUUGCGAAGUGAAGAAAUUGGUGCUGCUGUAGAAGCAUGGCCUGUUGGACUCUUUGGGCUAGUAUGGCCUGGUUCUGGUUCCUGUGUUGGAUCAGCGGUCAAGGAACUCUCUCGAAGCGGCCCGUGGGAGUCAGCUGGCUGA